UGCAGGGACUUCUUGCCCCGAGGAUCUGGCAUUGUCACGCGACGUCCCCUGGUCCUGCAGCUGGUCAAUGCUAACACAGAAUACGCGGAGUUCCUGCACUGCAAGGGGAAGAAGUUCACUGACUUCGAGGAGGUGCGCCUGGAAAUCGAGGCCGAGACCGACCGGGUCACCGGUACCAACAAGGGCAUCUCUCCGGUGCCGAUAAACCUGCGGGUCUACUCGCCGCACGUACUGAACCUGACGCUGGUGGACCUGCCCGGAAUGACCAAGGUGCCCGUGGGAGACCAGCCUGCGGACAUCGAGUUCCAGAUCCGAGACAUGCUUAUGCAGUUCGUCACCAAGGAGAACUGCCUCAUCUUGGCGGUGUCCCCUGCCAACUCCGACCUGGCCAACUCUGAUGCCCUCAAGGUGGCCAAGGAGGUGGACCCCCAGGGUCAGCGCACCAUUGGGGUCAUCACCAAGCUGGACCUGAUGGAUGAGGGCACAGAUGCCAGGGAUGUGCUGGAGAACAAGCUGCUCCCCCUGCGCAGAGGCUACAUUGGGGUGGUGAACAGGAGCCAGAAGGACAUAGAUGGCAAGAAAGACAUCACGGCUGCCUUGGCCGCUGAGCGCAAGUUCUUCCUCUCCCACCCAUCCUAUCGCCACCUGGCUGACCGCAUGGGGACACCCUACCUGCAGAAGGUCCUCAACCAGCAACUGACGAACCACAUCCGGGACACACUGCCUGGGCUGCGGAACAAGCUGCAGAGCCAGCUGCUGUCCAUCGAGAAGGAGGUGGAGGAGUACAAGAACUUCCGCCCUGAUGACCCUUCACGGAAGACCAAGGCCCUGCUCCAGAUGGUCCAGCAGUUUGCAGUGGACUUUGAGAAGCGUAUUGAGGGCUCUGGAGACCAGAUCGACACCUAUGAGCUGUCUGGGGGAGCCCGCAUCAACCGGAUCUUCCAUGAACGCUUCCCCUUUGAGCUAGUCAAGAUGGAGUUUGAUGAGAAAGAACUUCGAAGGGAGAUCAGCUAUGCCAUCAAGAAUAUCCAUGGCAUUAGGACGGGCCUCUUCACUCCUGACCUCGCUUUUGAAGCCACAGUGAAAAAGCAGGUGCAGAAGCUCAAAGAGCCCAGUAUCAAGUGUGUGGAUAUGGUAGUCAGUGAGCUCACCACCACCAUCAGAAAGUGUAGUGAAAAGCUCCAGCAGUACCCUCGGCUGCGGGAGGAGAUGGAGCGCAUUGUGACCACCCACAUCCGGGAGCGUGAGGGCCGCACCAAGGAGCAGGUCAUGCUUCUCAUCGAUAUUGAGCUGGCUUACAUGAACACCAACCACGAGGACUUCAUAGGCUUUGCCAAUGCUCAGCAGAGGAGCAACCAGAUGAACAAGAAGAAGGCUUCAGGCAACCAGGAUGAGAUUCUGGUCAUCCGGAAGGGCUGGCUGACCAUCAAUAAUAUUGGCAUCAUGAAGGGGGGUUCCAAGGAGUACUGGUUUGUGCUGACUGCUGAGAAUCUUUCCUGGUAUAAGGACGAUGAGGAGAAAGAGAAGAAAUACAUGCUGUCUGUGGACAACCUGAAGCUGCGUGACGUGGAGAAGGGGUUCAUGUCCAGCAAGCAUAUAUUUGCCCUCUUCAACACAGAGCAGAGGAAUGUCUACAAGGAUUACCGGCAGCUGGAACUGGCCUGUGAGACCCAGGAGGAGGUGGACAGCUGGAAGGCCUCCUUCCUGAGGGCUGGCGUGUACCCUGAGCGUGUUGGGGACAAGGAGAAAGCCAGCGAGUCGGAGGAGAAUGGCUCAGACAGCUUCAUGCACUCCAUGGACCCACAGCUGGAACGGCAGGUGGAGACCAUCCGGAACCUGGUAGACUCAUACAUGGCCAUUGUCAACAAGACAGUGCGGGACCUCAUGCCCAAGACCAUCAUGCACCUCAUGAUUAACAAUACCAAGGAGUUCAUCUUCUCAGAGCUGCUGGCCAACCUGUACUCCUGCGGGGACCAGAACACACUGAUGGAGGAGUCGGCGGAGCAGGCACAGCGGCGCGACGAGAUGCUGCGCAUGUAUCACGCGCUGAAGGAGGCGCUCAGCAUCAUCGGCGACAUCAACACGACCACCGUCAGCACGCCUAUGCCCCCGCCCGUGGACGACUCCUGGCUGCAGGUGCAGAGCGUACCGGCCGGACGCAGAUCGCCCACGUCCAGCCCCACGCCGCAGCGCCGAGCCCCCGCCGUGCCCCCAGCCCGGCCCGGGUCGCGGGGCCCUGCUCCUGGGCCUCCGCCUGCUGGGUCCGCCCUGGGGGGGGCGCCCCCCGUGCCCUCCAGGCCGGGGGCUUCCCCUGACCCCUUCGGCCCCCCUCCCCAGGUGCCCUCGCGCCCCAACCGCGCCCCGCCUGGGGUCCCCAGAAUCACUAUCAGUGACCCCUGAGGAAUGUCAGCCACGCCGAUCGGGUCAGGCAAGUCCGUCCCGUCCUGAGAGCCCCAGGCCCCCCUUCGACCUCUAACCAGAUCCCUCCUAUUCCUCGGAGACCUCCCUCUCCAAGCCUGCCUGGACAGCUGCUCUGUGACUUGACAGUGGCCCCCCACCCCGGCCCCAAAGCAUCCCUUUUCAUCUGUGACUUAGUCUGCCGUAGUGGUGAGCUGACACAUCCAGGCGUGACGUUGGUGAAAACUUGUGUCCCUCUGUGGUAUUGCUCCCGCCCUGUUCUAUAAAUAUCUAUAAAUACUCUAUACAUAUAUAUACAUAUAUAUGGCUGACUCAGCCACGCCUCUAGUGUUGGGAAUCAGUCACCAUGCUAUCCUUGUGGAGUCGUGUGGCCUCAAUACAAGGGAAUGCUGUCGCCCUGAUGUCCCCGGCUCCACAGUGUGCCACCUUCAGUGAGCCUCUCUGUCCUGCUUGGCCUGUGGACAGCCAGCCCCCUCAGCCAUCCUUCUGUUGCCGCUCGAAGCAUGGGGGCGCUGUGCUGGCAGCUGCUGGCUCUCUGAAGGCCUCCAGUCUUGCUGUCUCUCGGCUGAGAAUAAAACUCAUUCCUGGAUGGUGGGGAACCGUG
Molecule: messenger RNA, 3022 nt
Organism: Ictidomys tridecemlineatus (thirteen-lined ground squirrel)
Lineage: Eukaryota; Metazoa; Chordata; Mammalia; Rodentia; Sciuridae
Source: RefSeq, a predicted model, not a curated record